AUCAUCAUCUUCCCAACUUUAACCUAUAGAAGCAAACCAAAACUAGUAGUGUUAAACGCACUAUUGUUGCAGCUCUUGUAACCCCAACUUCUUCUCUACAGUACCAACACUUACUCAACUCCAUAUCAUCAUAUCAUGGCUCCCGGAGCUCCCAUUGAUACCUUCACCACCAACACAGCAAAGCUCUCGGCGCCAAACUCCGGUUACUCCAAGUGUGCCUAUGUCACCUUCCUUGCCGGAAAUGGUGAUUAUUGGAAAGGUGCUGUAGGUUUAGCCAAAGGGCUUAGGAAAGUCAAGAGUGCUCAUCCUUUGAUUGUCGCCGUAUUACCCGACGUGCCAGAGGAUCACCGGAACAUUCUCCGAGCUCAGGGAUGCCUUAUCCGAGAGAUCAUCCCCGUCUACCCACCAGAGAACCACAUAAAAUUUGCCAUGGCUCACUUUGUCAUCAACUACUCCAAACUUCGUAUUUGGAACUUUGAAGAGUACAGCAGAAUGAUAUACUUGGAUGCAGAUAUACAAGUGUAUGAAAACAUUGAUCAUUUGUUUGAGUUGCCAAAAGAGUACUUGUAUGCAGUGAUGGAUUGUUACUGUGAGAAGGUGUGGAGCCAUUCAUUGCAAUACUCCAUUGGUUACUGUCAACAAUGCCCGGAUAGAGUUAAGUGGCCAGUUGAGUUGGGUAACCCUCCCUCUCUGUAUUUCAACGCUGGCAUGUUUGUCUUUGAGCCGAGCAAACUUGUUUGUGAUAAGCUUCUUGAGACUCUUCAACACACUCCUCCCACUCCCUUUGCUGAGCAGGAUUUCUUGAACAUGUUCUUUGAGAAAAGCUACAAGCCAAUCCCAGUUGUUUACAACUUGGUCCUGGCCAUGCUAUGGCGUCAUCCUGAAAACGUUGAGCUUGAAAAGGUCAAGGUUGUCCAUUAUUGUGCUGCUGGAUCAAAGCCAUGGAGGUACACUGGACAAGAAACUAACAUGGAUAGAGAGGAUAUCAAGAAACUAGUGGCAAAAUGGUGGGAAAUUUACAAUGAUGAGUCCUUGGACUUCAUUAAGGCAGAGGACAAGGUUGAGAUUGAGGUUGAGGAGGAGGGGUUCUCAAAGACUUCAAUCAUGGCAGCCAUGCAGGAACCAACCAUGGCUUACAUCCCUACACCUUCUGCAGCUUAAUUAGCUAGUGCUUGUAUACAUAAAUUACAAAUAGCAAGAGACCAGAAUAUUAUCAAACAUUUGAGACAAGGGUAUAGAUUAAUCAAGCAGAUAUGAAUGUAUGUCAUGCAUGUAUAACAAAAUGAAUUUUAGAUAAUUAAAGCAUGCAUCAUAUAUAUCUUCAUGCAUGUUAAUGUUAGUUAUGAAAUCACUUAUUAAUCUUA
Messenger RNA from Dioscorea cayenensis subsp. rotundata (Guinea yam), 1364 nucleotides. RefSeq names its product galactinol synthase 1-like. Bases 136 to 1161 code for a protein of 341 amino acids. The transcript is spliced from 4 exons. NCBI's taxonomy places the organism in Eukaryota, Viridiplantae, Streptophyta, Magnoliopsida, Dioscoreales, Dioscoreaceae. Gene Ontology annotation, molecular function: glycosyltransferase activity. The record is from RefSeq and is a predicted model, not a curated record.